This is a messenger RNA of Entelurus aequoreus (snake pipefish), 2001 nucleotides long. RefSeq names its product multivesicular body subunit 12Bb (gene mvb12bb). Gene Ontology annotation, biological process: regulation of epidermal growth factor receptor signaling pathway; virus maturation; viral budding. Lineage: Eukaryota; Metazoa; Chordata; Actinopteri; Syngnathiformes; Syngnathidae. The transcript has 10 exons. Gene Ontology annotation, cellular component: ESCRT I complex; late endosome. Bases 79 to 819 code for a protein of 246 amino acids. The record is from RefSeq and is a predicted model, not a curated record.
CUGACUUCCUACAGGUUGGUGGCACAAAGUCCAAAGGCAGCGCUGAGGUGACAAAGAAGCUUCAGACAGAAUAUUAUCAUGUCUGGGGUGAGUGUGAAUGAUUUGCCUACAGAACCCAUCACUGCAGUCGGAGUUGUCUCGUCACUCAACAAGGCUUUGGAUGACUACUAUGUUGUUGCACAAACAACAGAUGGCUCUGAUGCCGACCUGUGGAAGGACGGCUUAUUCAAAUCCAAGGUCACUCGCUACCUCUGUUUCACCAGGAAACCAGGGUCUGAUGUUGUUGUGGACGUGAAGUUGACUGACAUGAAGGAGGCAUUGCCAGAGGGCUUCACACACAUUCAAGAAACAUUGGACUCAAAGGAACCGGCCAUGAGGAAGAGGAGGCUAUGUGUGAAAAUAAGCCCAUGUGAAGCUGCAGAAACGGCUGUAUAUGACAUCCAGAUCACUGCCAAAUCCAAGCACCAUCUGGUUCACUACACCUGCAUUGGAGAAAUCAAUAACAUGGGAAUCUGGUAUCGAGUGGGGGAUGUGCCUCAUCUGCAGAUAUCUCAGGAAAGAUCGAGCACAGUCAACUCUGAUUCCUCAUCUGACAUUGCCAGUAAGACCAUCAUCAGUAGGCCAGAUGAGCACCAGAGCGGUGGAAGCUACACAAUGACAGCCAUGGAUGACGUGCCCUUUGGAAUCAAUCAAAAGUUCUACGAUACAACAAAAGAGAUGCAGCGAGUCAAUUUAAUGGGCAUUACGAUCAAAUCCCUGGCACAGAUCGAGGACGAAUUUGACUACAACUUCAGCACGGAGCGAAGCAUUGUUGUGUAAGAAGAACUCCUUCUGAACUUCCUUCUGGUGGGCGGCCGAGGGUGGAGUCGGCUCUCUUGGUUGCUUGGUUGGGUCUGCUCCUGUCUCUGGCCAUGCUCCCCCCACCCCAGCAGACGAUGGUGUGGAACACCCCUGAUGCCACCAUAGUGUAUAUGUUUUUUUGUUGUUGUUGUGUGUGUUGGUGUUGUUGUUUGAACAAGGCGAUGUUCAUGCACGGUUCAUUUUAUGCACCAGUAAAAAAAACAUGGUAACACUUUAGUAUGGGGAACAUAUUCACCAUUAAUUAGUUGCUUAUUAACAUGCAAAUUAGUAACAUAUUGGCUCUUAACUAGUCAUUAUUAAGUACUUAUUAAUGCCUUAUUCAGCAUGACCUUAUUAUAACCCUAACCCUCUGACCCUAACCCUAACCAAAUAACUCUAAAUUAAGUCUUUAUUACUUAUAAUAUGUUCCCCUAGUGUCCAAAUAACUCUAAAUUAAGUCUUUGUUACUUAGAAUAUAUUCCCCAUACUAAAGUGUUACCAAAAACAUAUAACUUUGUCUUGAAUUUGAAGAAGAAAAAAAAAAGUUCACUAAAGAAGGGUUCGGUGAAUGCACAUAUGAAACUGGUGGGGUUCAGUACCUCCAACAAGGUUAAGAACCACGGCUUUAUAGUCUUUAAUGUCCUUUGUGUUCUUUGAUGUUUCCCUCUUACACACAUGUUUAUGUGUGCUAUGGCUAUGGGGUUUUUAUUUCCUUGGCCUCAGUCUGGACCCCCUCUCUAGGUGCCCAGGCUUAGACUGAUUACAUGUUUUUUUCUCACCAGCGUUUACAUGUUUCUCACCUUUUUUGUAACGGCCGCCGGAAAUUGGCAGACUCGUCAGCGAUCCUGUUCUGUCUCCCUGUAAUGUUUGUUUUAUCUUGAAUGGGACUGUGCUGAAAAUCUUAAUUUCCCUUCGGGGAUUAUUAAAGUAUUUCCGAUUCUGAUUCUGAUUCUGAACGACAACUGAGUGGACCGUACUGGUGGACAAAAGUAAAUAUUGCUAACAUAAAUAAAAGCAAAAAACAAAAAAAGUGGAUUUUGCACAAUACUAUUAGUUUCCUUUUUUGAAAAUACAUUGUAAAUCAUGUAUUAUUCUGUGUUUGAAGAUCAGUAAAAUAUAGUGCAAAGCUCCAAAAUCAUAUUUGAUUAAUUGUGUCUUUUA